Molecule: messenger RNA, 1296 nt
Organism: Helobdella robusta
Lineage: Eukaryota; Metazoa; Annelida; Clitellata; Rhynchobdellida; Glossiphoniidae
Exons: 7
Coding region: 229-1062 (277 amino acids)
Source: RefSeq, a predicted model, not a curated record
UCGCCAUCUUCUUCCUCAUCAUCGCCAUCUUCUUCCUCAUCAUCGCCAUCUUCGUUGUGGCUGUCAGCGCCACUUCCACCUAAGCCAAAUAAUACAAACUUAUUUGGUUGCGAAAUUUUCCUGAGUCUCGCCUAUGCUAAGAGGAGAACUCACUUGCACUACUAUGGUCACCUCGUUGAUAACUACGUCGCUGACUUUGUCAAUGUCAAGGACGAGUCGCCAAGCAUUAUGGCGCUAUCUGUGUCGACCUUGGAUAGGCUGUCCUCGCUGGAGAGGUUCGUUGAGGAAUGGCCUGGACCCCUUGGCAUUCUGUUGUACGUCAGUGAACAUGAUGCCUACCAUAACCUAGAUUUCAUAAUAAGGUCAUCUGCCAUUUUGAGCCGGAAAGAUAUUGUUAGGAGGUUGGAUGUCCAUUUGGUCUAUAAAAGAGACGGUCACAACCCGAUCAACUACAUGAGGAAUGUGCUGCUCAACAACAGUUUCGCCGAUUACAACUUCUAUAUCGAUAUCGAUUUGAUACCAAACAAAGGAGCAUACCGAAGUCUUCAGAACAUGAUCAAAUCGAAUGGAAAUUCGAUAUUCUUGCUACCUGCUUUCAAGUCUGAAAUAUAUUUGGAUGAAAAAUUGUUCCCAAAGAAUAAAGGCGAACUUCUCAAAUUAAUCGAAAAAGGUUCAGUUAACGGAAUUGGCGUUAAAUCUGGCUGGAAACUAGGACAUCAGCCUACAAAUUACAGUAGAUGGCUUACUGCGACUGAACCGUAUCGAGCAGUAUUCAAAGACGCGUUCGAACCGUACGUGGUGGCACCGAAAUGGUUGUGGGCCCGUUUCAACGAGGACUUAAUGGAAAGAAUGGGCGAUAAGAUCGCAUACGCCCGCCUACUCCACGGUCUCGGGUUUGAAUUCUGGGUGGCCCCAAAUGACUUCAUCAUCCACCUACCUCAUAUUUUAAGUGCCGGAACGAAAAAGUAUGGACUUUAUCCAGAUAUGUACAGGUGUGGCUCUGUCUUAUUCGAAAAAUAUCGAACAGACCUCAACCUUCUAUUUCCAAAUGUUACAUUUUGAUCCAUCACAUUGCGUUGUACAGAACACGUGUAUAUUAAUAAAAAUGUGAUAUCCAACUACAUUUUAGCUUUUUAGCUUAUUUUCUAUUGGCUCGAAGUAUUAUUUUGUAUGUGGUUUCAACAUGGUCUUUCAUUUUUAUACGGUUUGCAUAUAUAGAAUGUAACAUAUAAAGAUAAACAUAUUUUAUAUAUAUGAUAGUAUGCUUUUUAAUACAUUAUUUGAUACUACCGUCAA